Paracoccidioides brasiliensis Pb18 is the source of this 348-nucleotide messenger RNA. RefSeq lists its product as uncharacterized. The record is from RefSeq and is a predicted model, not a curated record. The coding region runs from base 1 to 348 and encodes 115 amino acids. The transcript is spliced from 2 exons.
AUGCAAAAUAGACGAACUGAAAAUUCUCCAGAGGAGAAGCAAGGACAGCGAAACGCAGAUGAUGUUGCCCUGAAUGAUGCGGUGGUGAAUUCGUUUACCACAGGAAAGGCCUGUGACAGCAAUGUUUGGGAUGCUCUAACCCCUCCACAAUUCCGAGAAAAACAAGGAGGGAAUAUUGUCAAUGGGCCGUCAAUCAAAGUGGUGCAUCAUACUGUGCAGUUUGUGAAAAUGUCUUUGAUGUUGGUUUGCUUCGUCGACAAGAAGGCAGAGGACCCAAGGCGCCUUGCCGAAUCAGGACUCUCCCAAGGCCACAUGUUGUUGUACACCGCCACCGCUAGGCCUAGUUAA